AUGAAUACAUCAGUAUUGUCAGGAAGCACCUAUUUCGAAACUUGCCUCAAACACUGGCAGGAACCUUAUCUCUGCAUAUGUGGAUCUGAGUUCAAGACUACCAAUGGCGAAGCACCAAAGAAUAUUCCUGUCAAUGCCUACGGAAUUGAAAAAGUCACUUUAGUCGAGACUGGGGAAACUAAAAAUGUAUACCAAUGUGCGGACAAUGCCACAUCAACAAGACAAAUCGACCAGCGACUUCCCUUGAUUCUUGUAAUUAAUGUUACAGGAAUUAGUAUUGAUGAUAAAGGAGUAUAUCUUCAGAACAAGGAUCUAUCUGAAGAAAUCAGUUUUCCCUAUGAGGAUCACGUUAUGGCAAAAAGGUAUCACCUAGCUGGAGUUUCAUAUUGCAAUGGAAGCCAUCACAUUGCUGACAUCUACUUUAAGAAAACUAAGAAUAUAGGCUGGUAUCAAUACGAUGGAUUAGAGAAGAUCUAUCAUGCAAGAGCCAUGUGUAUUGGACGCUCACAUCCAUUACUAAAAAAUGGGUAUACUAUGAACUUUGUCAUUUAUGCAAUGAUCUGA
Ambispora gerdemannii is the source of this 564-nucleotide messenger RNA. NCBI's taxonomy places the organism in Eukaryota, Fungi, Glomeromycota, Glomeromycetes, Archaeosporales, Ambisporaceae. The record is from the annotation of a GenBank genome assembly.